UCAUUUGCCUCGCCCGGUUUCUGCUUCUUUGAUGGUUUAGGGCUACACAGAUCCGAAAGCAGAGCUCUGUUUCCUUUUUCACCUGUCUUUUGACAAGUGCACUUGUAGCUCUCUCACAGGUGAGCUGUGCCGGCGCUGAAUAACGAUUGGGGUCCCUUGACGUGAACUUUUGUUACUCGACCUCCCGAGGUGUAUCGGAAGAUGAGUGUGUCACCCGUACUGGUCCUGGCUUCCUUAGCAGCAGGAGUGCUCUCAACAGUUCCUGCUUAUGCGGAUGGUACUCUGGCAACUGUCACACUGUCAUAUUUGGAAACUGUCACACAGCUAGACAUAACCACUGAUACCACUGUCUCUUUGACAACAGCGGUAGUGCCUGGGACUUCAUUACAAUCAAAUGUAUCCAUUACAGGGAAUGCAAAUACAACCGACUCAUCAGCACAAAAUGCAGCUGAAACUUCUGUCAUGCUGAAGAGUACGACUUCUGUGCCAUCUACUUUGAAUGAUUCAUCUAUAAGUGAACCGACAUCAGCAAAUACAACAAAGAACAACUCGCUGCUGUAUGACACUGCUACUGUAGCAACAACAGCUUUUAAGAGUCAAGAAACAGAGACUGUCUCAAAUAAAACUGGAUAUUAUACUUCCCCAAGUCCAGCCUCGGUAGUGGUGUCUAAUAUUAGUGUUUCUGCAGAUAAUAAUUCAAUUACUGCUUCACCAAAUGUUACAUUUUUAUCAUUGACAACUACAAACUUUUCAAAUGUCACUGCGCUGCCAUCUACACCAAUCAUAAAUGAAACAACCAGCAGUGUUUCUGGUACCACUGCACUGCAGUCUAAUUCUACCGGAAAUGAAACCCAGGGACCGAACAGCACUGUUGUAAACACCAUUAGUACAAUAAUGCCUAAUCUUACUAUGCAGAGUACACUUCCAACUACCUCAAGCAGUGCAACAAAUGCAUCUGUGAUUACAGUUGUGGUGGGUGACAGUACCACAGGAUAUAGUACCACAAAUGGUUCUUUUCAGACUGCCUCUCAUGAUGAAGUGACAUCAUUGCCUCAAAGUACUAUAACUCAGUCUCCUACACAGGUAUUCAUUUCAAUAGUUCCUAAAGAUAAAGGCCUAACACAAUCAGGCUUUAUUUCUGGUUCAACUGAAGAAGUUAAUAUAGGGAAAAAAGUGGGAACCAGUUCAGGAACAACUGCAGUCAUUUCAGUACUUAUCAUUCUUGUUGUCAUUGCACUGAUAGCUUUGUUCUUCAUCUGGAGGAAGAGGAGAUAUUUGUACAGCAGACUGGAUGAUAGUGGUGUAGUGGGAUCUCAAAGCAGUUACAAUAAUCCUGUGUAUACUGACUUCUGAUCAAGCUUCAAAAACAGUUUUGAAGAAAAAAGUCUUUUGUUCACUCUUCACACUUUUUUCUGUGUUAAACUGGAGUUAAAGGUUAAAUUGCAGCUGUCAAAAGAGGACCACAUUUGUUCUAUUAAUAUAUAAUAAUUUUCAACUGUUCUUGUACAUAUUGUUCUGUUACACAGCCACAAAGAUGCUGUCUCCAAACAGAUGAAAAGAAGAAACCUUCCAGGCACAAGGACCUAAAAGGCAAGAAAUUGCAAGUAAUGUUUAUAACAGCAGUUACAAAGAAGAAGAAUUCAUGGAAGAAAACCAAGAAGUACUUAGGUUAAUAUUUCUACAAGAUGGUAACCUAAGGGUUGUGUUCUUUUUUUUUUGAUUCAGGUUUACUCAAAACUACAAAAUGGCUCAAGUACUGUUGAUUUGAAAUAAUGAAAUUUGCUUUACAAAUGAUGUGAAAUAUGCUUAGUAAUAUAUCUCAGUAAAAUGAAAGAGACAGAAGUCGUUUUCUGACACAUGAGUUCUUUCACUAUCUUCAAAAUGUACAAAUACUGAAUUGUUUGUAGAGAGGUCAGUUAGCAGAAGACCUCGUUGCCUGCUUCAUGUUUAAUAAAUUGUUACCAGUUGCUGGUCCGCAUAGAAAAUUUCUGCAUGUCAGAGGAAUUUGCACGUGAGUUUUUGUUACAUGUUUUCUUUCUUGAUCAUUUGUGCUUAUCAUUUGACCAAAAGAUGUAGGUCACAGAGUAUGAAGACCUUCUAGAUUGUUUCUGGAAGCGGUACUUUUUGUUUAUUGCAGAGGCAUCUACCUUAGCAUCCCUGUCAGUGCAGUCCCAUGAUCCAUUUGCAGCUGCUUGCUUUCUUUUGCCUUAUGUAAAAUUAUGCUGUCAUGCAAAAACACAUAUGCUUAACACAGGAGAACAUUUUGUAAACAGCAUGAUUUAAUUAACAGAACCUAAACAAAUAUGUCAUUUAACUUAUCUAUACUACACCUAGUUGUUCAACCAAGAAAAA
Protopterus annectens (West African lungfish) is the source of this 2352-nucleotide messenger RNA. RefSeq lists its product as uncharacterized. Bases 202 to 1353 code for a protein of 383 amino acids. The transcript is spliced from 4 exons. The record is from RefSeq and is a predicted model, not a curated record. Lineage: Eukaryota; Metazoa; Chordata; Ceratodontiformes; Protopteridae.